This is a messenger RNA of Lathyrus oleraceus (garden pea), 1064 nucleotides long. RefSeq names its product peroxygenase 2. Gene Ontology annotation, molecular function: monooxygenase activity; calcium ion binding. The coding region runs from base 84 to 842 and encodes 252 amino acids. The transcript has 6 exons. The record is from RefSeq and is a predicted model, not a curated record. Lineage: Eukaryota; Viridiplantae; Streptophyta; Magnoliopsida; Fabales; Fabaceae.
CACAAAAACACAACAAAAAAAUACUCCUUAUUACAACAAAAAAACUAACACACCAAGUUUCUCCAACACAAACAAAGUAAGUGAUGACACCAACAAAAGAUCCAUCGAGUGAAGCCAUGGAAGAAAAAGUAGACGCAUCUAGAGAAGCCAUGUCAACAGUGGCACGCAAGGCACCUAUAACAAUUGAAAGAAAAGUUCCAGAAAACUUGGAUACCAAGCUUCCCAAGCCUUAUAUGCCACGAGCCUUGGUUGCCCCUGAUGCAGAGAAUGUGAAUGGCACCUGGGGUCACAAGCAUAAUGACAUGUCUGUCCUUCAACAACAUGCCUCCUUCUUCGAUAUCGACAAUGAUGGUAUCAUAUAUCCAUGGGAGACAUUCAAAGGAUUUCGCGCGCUUGGUUUCAAUGUUGUUUCUUCCUUCAUAUUUACAAUUAUUCUUCAUGUAGCUAUGAGCUAUUCAACUCUUCCUACAUGGCUACCUUCACCUAUGUUACCAAUUUACAUACGAAAUAUACAUAGAGCAAAACAUGGAAGUGAUUCAGGGAGCUAUGACACAGAGGGAAGGUUCGUUCCAGCAAAUUUGGAACUAAUGUUCAGUAAGUAUGCUCGUCAAGUGCCUGAUAAAUUGUCAAUGAGAGAGUUGUGGCACAUGACUCAAGCAAACAGUGUUGCAUAUGACUUCUUUGGCUGGGCUGCAAGCAAAUUUGAGUGGGGUGUUUUGUAUAUUCUAGCAAAAGAUGAACAAGGUUUUCUAUCAAAAGAAGCUGUGAGACGAUGUUUUGAUGGAAGCUUAUUUGAGUAUUGUGCUAAAAUGCGUAAUGGUGCAACUGGAAAGAUGGCUUGACAACUUCUUCACUAAAUGUUCUCAUCAAUGUCUUUCUUCUACCUUUAUAGAGUUGCAGCACCAUGGUAUAUUACUAUUGUAUUCUUCAUCAUUGGAUUGAUAAUGUGUAAUUACAUUUAUACAAUCAAGGUUAUAUAAUCCAAGGAAGAAAUGUGAAAAUAAGGUGUAUGUAUGAGUCUAUUGGUGACAGAAAAGAUGAUACCAAAUAGAAAGAAGAGAAGA